Messenger RNA from Pieris brassicae (large cabbage white), 4305 nucleotides. RefSeq names its product myrosinase 1-like (gene smog). Gene Ontology annotation, molecular function: G protein-coupled receptor activity; beta-glucosidase activity. The record is from RefSeq and is a predicted model, not a curated record. Lineage: Eukaryota; Metazoa; Arthropoda; Insecta; Lepidoptera; Pieridae. Gene Ontology annotation, cellular component: membrane. Gene Ontology annotation, biological process: carbohydrate metabolic process; G protein-coupled receptor signaling pathway. The transcript is spliced from 10 exons. The coding region runs from base 291 to 2147 and encodes 618 amino acids.
GCGCGCCGAAUCGCCUCUUUGCACGUUCUAUACGCCAAAAUCAUUAAAAACACCGUUUUGUAUUAAUAAUUCCUAAUAAAUCUGGUGUGUAUCAAUAUUCGUCAUAUUUCGAUACGUUGUUUGUGAUUCGUUGAGAUCAAUUGUGACAAAUCGGUGGGCAAUUUCCAAUUAUGAUUUUCGUGUUACUGUGAAGUACCUAGAUUUAUACCUGAUUCGUGCUUACCAAUGUGGUUUUGAAUUCGAGGAAAAUGGAUGUCAUGUCUAGAGCACACGUGUGGUGGAGGUGAGAGAUGUGGGCGCGGUGGGCGGCGCUGGCGUUGGUCACGUGCGUGUGCGCCGCGCCCGCCGACCCGCCGCACGCGCUCCAGCAAUGUGACACCCUGAAUCUGAGGAGGCCACCGCCGUUACCCACAAAUAUACGUGAAUAUGAGGCUGCCGUUGUCCAAAUAGCCCGUGCGUUAUCAGAGCUGGUAGACCAAGGUGUGGCUGAUGAAGCCAGAGCUUCAGCUCUGGCUAGAGCAGCAGCCAGAACUCCUCUCCACCCACCGCCAGCUGCUGUUGCGCUUGGAGCUCCGCAAUUACAUCUAGGAAUCUUAUACAUAUCGGAACCCGCUCGCCUCGUUGUCUUUCAACAGAACAACUCUGUCACAUUGCAGCCGUUCUGGCGUACGCUGGCUUCCGCUUGGAAUGCUAGUGUUGUCAUGUGGUCCAAUGCUUGGUAUUCCUGUGAAGGAGAGCCAGGUUGGUGGGGUGGAACGGCAGCAGCUAGGGGAGUGGGUUCCACGAGGGCAGCGGCUGCACUUUUCCGCAGUUUACCAACAUUACCGUGUGAAGACGCUAUGAAUGAGUGGCUGGGAGGGACACCACUGUGCGAUACAAUGACAACUGCUUGCGAGGCUCUUCCCGGAAGUAAUGAUCAGAAGUUGGAGUACCAAUGUAAAUGCCGUUCCAAUCACUGGCACCAAGAAGGUGGUGGCUGGUUAUCUCGUCUUAAAUUAAUGGAGAUCGGGAAGCUGUCUUGCACGCCUUGUGGAUUCGGGAGUAACGCCACAGCCUGCUUACCAGACACCUAUAGAGCAGCUUUAUUAGCUGCAAAUCUUACCGGAAUGCUUACAUGUCUCAUCAUUGGGCUUAUUAUCUUUAAAAAGAGAAAAUGCAAGGCAGUUGCAAUGGGGAUGUGGACUGUUUUAGAAGUUAUUCUCCUCGGAGCAAUGUUCAUGUACGGCUCGGCAGCCGCACAAUACAUACCUGGGGCGCAAUGGCGCUGCAUAACAGGUGCAUGGCUACGAGAACUUGGUUUCGUGGCGUGCUACGGUUCCGUCGUUCUCAGAUUAUGGGUUUUAUUAGCCGAAUUUCGGACUAGGAAGGCACAUAGAUGGACUCCUAGAGAUGCGGAGGUCUUACGGAUAGUAGCAGCCAUGUUGAUAGGCGCUAGUUGCUAUCUGGCAGCUUUUACAGCGACUUCCGCCUGCGAAGACGACAUCGGGGGUGGAUGCGCAAACCCCGCCUGGCAUCACGUCACAGCUGGAGCCGAGAUUCUAUUGCUGAUAGCUGGUCUUCGGAUAGCACAUGCAGCGAGGAAUGCCAAUGUGCCCUUUCAGGAACGAGGGUGGCUAGCUUCUGCCCUAUGGGUAGAGGGCGCCAGUGGUCUCGCUUGGCGUCUAGCGGCUAUUUCGGGGGCAGCUCCUGAGAGGUCACCCCUUGUAUCAGCAGCUCGAGCACACUUAUCAUCGGGCGCUGCUUUGGCCUGUGUGCUGGCACCACGUUUGUGGCAUGGAUAUCGGGCUAGGUCGCUUGCUCAGGAAGUGUCACGUCGAGGUCCUGCAGAAGGCUUCGGCGCUGAAGCCGAAGAAGAGCCUACGUCGGAGGAAGUCAGGGCCGAGCUGAAAAGGCUUUACGUCCAGUUGGAGUUAUUACGUAAUAAAACCUUGCGCAGAGACAACCCUCACAUCAGCAAGAGGAGAGGCGGGCGAAAACCGCCUCAUCGUCGAUUCUCUUUACAAGCGCUCCAGGCACGGCGUGGGGGUAAAAACAAGGCAAGUGGUAUUGAAGUUAGUGAAGCAGGGGACGCUUCAAGGACACCAGAAGACUCCGUGUGCUCAGUUGAAGGACCAUCACAUUUCACUGACGUUGAUACUCAAGCGUGACUUACAUCAUUCUUAUUAAGAUGGUAUUAGUGCUACUAAAGAGUGUAUAAGUUUAAUUUGCACCCAUAGCAUGAACAAUAUGUUGUUGAAUUGUUAACCUUCUAGAAUAGCAAUAAUAAUUUUGUAUUGAAAGACUGUUGUCAGUCGUAUUUUGAACUAAAUUGACUUUGUUUCUCAUGUUUCCAAUUUCCUUUAUAUUAUUUUACGAUCUUUCCUUAUACAUUAUGAAACUCAUGGGUCUUUAACCUUGAAUACUAUGCAAUAGGUGUAACCUACGAAAUUAACCAAUCAACCUCAAUCGAAUUUGUAUGAUUUAUAGAACGGGGGCAAACGGGCAGGAGGCUCACCUGAAAUUAAGUGUUACCGACACCAGUGGACACACACUGCCAGAAGUGUGUGAGUCUCGCAACGGUAUUGCCGGCCUUUUAAAAAAAUGACCACGUGACUAAGCGUGAGCUAAUGUCAUUUAUAUUGGUCAAUUUAUAUAGGUCACGCCUGUUGCAAUAUCUUGGCUAGAUUAGUUAGUUAAUGAUGUCAGAACCGAAACAUGUCAAAAUAAUGUUUUCGUUUUAUCUGAUGGAAUAUAAAACAUCCUCGUUUUUUGAUGUUACAAGCAAAGUUAUGCAGCCGCAAUCCUUAUCAUAUUAAUUCGAUUUUGUUCACAUUUUAAAUAACAUCUAAAUAGUGUCUAAUUAACAAAACCUUAAUGCGUGCAUAAAUUAUGCAUUAUAAUUAAAUUAAUUAAACAAAGCCUUAUAGACCGUAUAAAAUUUCCGCAAGGUCUCACACACUAGCUCAAUUUAUUAUUGUAUUUACUUUAAGUUCUAAAUUGAUAUCUGUUAUACGAGACUUUGUUUAAUAUCUUAAUAUAUAUAUAGGGUUUUGAUCCAUGUCGACCAAGUGUGGAUUGGGUAAUAUAUGAUAAAUUAAUUCUUCGACGGCAUUUAUAAAAAAACUGUGAAUAAAAUUAUAAAAUUUAUAGUGACCCUGAGUAAUUUUUGUGUAAUUAUAAUUUUGGUUUCUAGUCAUUUCAUUUAGUUGGUAACAUAGACGAUAGACAGACCACUGUGUAUAAAUGGUUAAAUUUAAAUUUGUGGUUUCCAUUGUAUAACGCGCACAUAAUCCAUUAAAUUUAUAGUUGUUAGAUUAUGUACGUUGUAAUAUUUGUUAUUGUUACUGUUAUGUUAUUUGGAUUAUUAGGUAAGUCAAAGCAAUAUUAGUAUAAUGUAUAAAAUUUUAUUUCAAGUUAGUGGUUUUAUACAUUGUGUUCGAAAAAAUAUUGAACUAAUAUUUUUGUUAGUUCUGCCGUUCUCUUGUACGUUUUUGUGAUUUUUAAAUAUAUAUUUAUCACUGAUGUAUAGGAAUAAGUUUAAGCGCCACAUGUGUACUACUACUAGACUACCUUAUUGUUUAACAUCAAGACAACAUUUCAAUGUUCAACAUUUUGAAAACACAUUUUUAUAGAGUAUCGUAACUUUGUUUUAUUCUAAUAUAACAUAUAUAACGUUUUAUAAAACCCAAUUUUUUUAAAUCAUAAUAAAUAAAACAAUAAUUAAUGUAUUGAACAAAUAAUUUUUCGAAAUAUUUCUAAUCAAAAACUUUGAGAUUAGUAAUGCUAUGUCGAACUUUAAAGCUUAACUUAUAAUAAUUAUACAUGAACCAUUCCAAAAAUAAUUUAUAACUUACUCAACCAACCUGCAAGGUUAAAGCAAACAUGAGAUAAUGAAAUAAUUUACUAAAAUAUUCGUGCCGUUUUUAAUUUUGUUGUCAAGGGCAUUACUAGUCUCAAAUCGUAACUAGUAUAAAUCGAACGUGUAAAGUAAUAUAACAUAUUUCACUUACUAAACAAUUAAACAUUUUUGAUAAGGCAAGACCCUCUUAAUGACUCUUCUUUUAUACAAACAAUAAUUUUCUUACCUAUUAAUCUAAAUAGCUGAACUAGUCAACAACUACGGCUACACUUCCGAAAAGAUAUGUUAACGUUCUCUUAGUUAGCUCGUAGUUUAUGAACCAUAAGUGUUUAUAAGUAUAGGAUAAAUAUGUAAAUAUAAUUAAUAUUAUAAAUAAAAUGUUCGGUGGCAGUUUGUUAAUUUUUGAAGCUUAAUCUGUGCGAUAAGGUGUCAAUGUUAUUGAAAAUUUAUGUUUAAAUAAAAUUGUA